Durio zibethinus is the source of this 1506-nucleotide messenger RNA. Its product is annotated as major centromere autoantigen B-like protein. Lineage: Eukaryota; Viridiplantae; Streptophyta; Magnoliopsida; Malvales; Malvaceae. The record is from RefSeq and is a predicted model, not a curated record.
GAGAUACGAAAGGUACAGUGAGCGAAAUUAGGACCGUAUGAAUUAAAACAGUUUUUCGGGAUUUUUCAUUUUUUUCUGGUCUUCGUCUGUGCCACGUCAUUAUGAACGUGUCAAACCGCGUUCUAAGUUCUAUCUGCCCCUAUUUCGCCGCCGGCGGAUAUUAACGUUAAAUCUUUCCUUUCCCCACCCUUUUUCUAUAAACAUACGGAUUCAAAAUACGAAUACGCAUGCCAUACUAUUAUACACGUAGAAAUAAAAAAAAAAAACCAUUUUUAAUAGGAGCAUAUUUUAUCUAAUCUAAUCCAAUCUAAUCCAUCUCUUAUCGUCUUCUGUUCUUUUCCUUUUUUAUUCUAACAUUCUCUCUCUACAACUAAAAGCUUUGGCUCAUUUCGUUCUCUCUAUCUUUUAGGAAGUGGUGAAAUAAUGGAGGAGACAUGGAUAACCUUGUUCUUGUUGGUCCCCUUUGAUAUCUGUCUUUUGUUCCUGUCUAAAUAGAAAUCCUAAACCUACGCACCCUUUAUCCCUCUUAACCUUCGCAGCUUUUCUCUCGGCUUCCAAGCACUUUUUAGCAUACUUCUUUAUUAGCCUUUAACUUCCGAUUGAUGAUAGUAAGAACUCUCUGUAACACGAGGAGAAAGCGAAGACGAAGACCAAGAGGAGAAGGUUGAAGUUGUGAAUUGUGAAUCUGUUGACUCCGGUUUCGUAGUGGUAACUGGAAAAAAAAAUGGAGGUUUUUGUGGGUCCCACGUUUGGCAUCGAGGUUGCUGCUUCAACGUCUGUUAGAGACCGGCCUCGGGAGAAGAUUUCCCCCUCUUGCUUGUUUCUCAAGGAGGAGGAUGUUGGUGGCGACGAUCCCACCCACGGGUCGGAUCGCGGGUCUCCUGAUGUGUCCUCGGAGACUUCGUCCUCGAUCGGAUCUCCGGGAGAGAGCGAUGAUGAAGAGGAAGGGGGCGUCGUUUCAUCUGGAACAGGUGUAGAGUUGGCUUCUUUGGGUUCUCUAGAGGACUCUCUUCCCAUCAAGAGGGGAUUGUCGAAUCAUUAUGCAGGGAAAUCAAAGUCAUUUGCAAAUCUUUCAGAUAUAAGCACAGUGAAAGAUCUGCAGAAGGCAGAGAGCCCAUUCAACAAAAGGAGGAGGGUGCUGCUUGCAAACAAAUUGCACAUGAAGUCAUCUUUCUACUCUUGGCGAAACCCCAACUCCAUGCCCCUUCUUGCUUUGAAUGAAGACAAUGAAGAUGGAGAGGACAAAGAAACUCCAUCAUCUUCAUCAUCAUCAUCACCAUCACCAUCGUCAUCAUCAUCACUAAAUGAUAAACUUUUAUCAGUAGCAGCAACAAAACCAAAAUUGCAGCAAAGCAAACUUAAGGCCACUUUCAAGUCGCAGAGUUGUUUUUCUCUAGCAGAUCUGCAAGUAGAACAUCAAUAACACUCUUUGCUUUUAGCCUGAAAAUGCUUUAGGAUUUAGAUUAGUACCUGUUUUUUUCUUUUCCGUUGCUGCCCUUUUCUUCU